AUGCCUACCACAGUUUCUUCGCGAAGUCCAGAAGCACUUCUUUCUUUUACCACGAAUACAGCCACAUCGUUAUUACCCUGUUCGACAAAGAUAAAAAAAGCACCCGUCCAUAAAUUAAAUACAAAGGGACACCUACCACCCUUAAAUGAAUUUAUAGCAACGGUAUUUAAACGAUCUAAGCUCUCACCGUGCGUGUGUUUAGUAUCGUUAAUUUAUUUACAACGCCUCAAGACGAGUUUACCUAGUCAUGCUCGUGGGGACGUGGAUACACCUUACCGACUGUUCCUGGCAGCUAUCUUGACCGCCUCCAAGUUCUUAUCGGAGACGGGUACCUGUUUAACGAGCCAAGCCAUUGUGGUCAUGACAGACCAUGUCUAUACACCCAAGGAUGUCAAUCUCAUGGAACGAAGCUUUCUGGGUUUGAUUAAAUAUAAUUUGUUUGUGAAUGUGGAAGGAAUUAAAGACUAUUUGGAUAUCCAUGGCAAAACAUUGGAAAUGGAUCUAGUAGAAGAAGUUCUGGACCAACAACAGCGAAUUGUAAAACCUUAA
Messenger RNA from Mucor mucedo, 549 nucleotides. Its product is annotated as cyclin domain-containing protein. Lineage: Eukaryota; Fungi; Mucoromycota; Mucoromycetes; Mucorales; Mucoraceae. The record is from RefSeq and is a predicted model, not a curated record. Gene Ontology annotation, cellular component: nucleus; cyclin-dependent protein kinase holoenzyme complex. Gene Ontology annotation, molecular function: protein kinase binding; cyclin-dependent protein serine/threonine kinase regulator activity. The transcript has 2 exons. Gene Ontology annotation, biological process: regulation of cyclin-dependent protein serine/threonine kinase activity. Bases 1 to 549 code for a protein of 182 amino acids.